Molecule: messenger RNA, 642 nt
Organism: Hevea brasiliensis (rubber tree)
Lineage: Eukaryota; Viridiplantae; Streptophyta; Magnoliopsida; Malpighiales; Euphorbiaceae
Product: major allergen Pru ar 1
Exons: 2
Coding region: 71-553 (160 amino acids)
Biological process (GO): defense response; abscisic acid-activated signaling pathway
Cellular component (GO): nucleus; cytoplasm
Molecular function (GO): signaling receptor activity; abscisic acid binding; protein phosphatase inhibitor activity
Source: RefSeq, a predicted model, not a curated record
AGCAGCCUCUGCUUCUUACAAAUCUACAAGACCAACUUUCUAUUCUAAGUGUAGGGAUCAUAAUUAAGCCAUGGGUGUCUCCACCUUCACACAAGAAUACACUUCCCCAGUUGCCCCAUCACGUAUGUUUAAGGCCUUAAUCCUCGACUCAAGCAUUUUGAUUCCAAAGCUCUUACCCGAAUUCAUCAAAAGUGUUCAAGUUAUCCAAGGUGGUGAAGGUGCUGGAACCAUUGAACAAGUCAACUUCACUGAAGCUAGCGACUUGAAAUAUGUGAAGAAUCGGAUUGAAGAGCUAGAUAAAGACAAUCUUGUGUGCAAGUAUACUCUGAUUGAGGGAGAUCCACUAGGAGACAAGCUUGAUUCCAUUGCUUACGAGGUCAAGUUUGAGGCAGCAAGUGAUGGAGGCUCAAUAUGUAAGAUCACAAGCAAUUACAUUACUAUCGGAGAAUUUUCCAUUGAAGAAGAAGCAAUUAAGGAUGGCAAGGACAAAGCUCUAGGAAUAUAUAAAGUUGUUGAAGCCUACCUUUUGGAGAAUCCUCAUGUCUAUGCUUGAUUAGUUUGUCUCUAUCAUGGACUUGGUAUUAUUGUUAUUAUUAUUAUUGGUUCAUUUGAUUUCAAUUGAAAUUCAAAUUCGAAACCUAA